Molecule: messenger RNA, 1326 nt
Organism: Fragaria vesca subsp. vesca
Lineage: Eukaryota; Viridiplantae; Streptophyta; Magnoliopsida; Rosales; Rosaceae
Product: ankyrin repeat-containing protein At2g01680-like
Exons: 2
Coding region: 1-1326 (441 amino acids)
Molecular function (GO): protein binding
Source: RefSeq, a predicted model, not a curated record
AUGGAUGAAAGGCUGAUUGAGGCUUCUCGAAGCGGCAAUGUCCAACUUCUGCAUCAGUUGCUGGUUGCGAAUCCAGUCAUACUCCAUAGUGUCGCGCUGGCUUCGGGAGAGAACCCUUUACACAUUGCUUCCUUGGCUGGCCAUGUUGAGUUUGUAAAGGAGGUUCUGAGGUUGAAGCCAGCUUUUGCUAAAGAAAUCAACCAGGAUUGUUUUACCCCCAUGCACAUUGCGUCCGCCAACGGGUAUGUGGAUAUUGCAAAAGAACUGCUUCUAGUUGAUCCAAGACUCUCCCAGCUUAAAGGAAAAGACCAAUGGACAGCUCUUCAUUUUGCAGCUAGCAGAGGGAGGAUAGACAUUAUUAAAGAGAUGGUUUCGGCUUGUUCAGAAUGCGUCGAAGAUGUGACCGAGCAAGGGGAGACUGUUUUUCACCUUGCUGUUAAGAACAACAGGUUUGAAGCUAUGGAAGCAAUGGUGGGAUUGGUCCGUCAAAGGAACAAACUUGACAUCCUCAACAUGAAAGAUAAUAAUGGCAACUCAGUUCUUCACCUGGCAACCUGGAAGAAGCAACACCAGGUUGUGCGAUGUUUACUUGCCAUCAACGGAACUAGUACUCCUGCUACAUUGGACGUAAACAGUGUAAACCAGAGCGGUCUAACAGCUCUUGAUCUGCUACUGAUCUUCCCAAGUGGAGCCGGCGAUCUGGAGAUCGACAGCAUCCUUCGUGGUUCAGGAGCUUUGAGAGCACGAGACAUAGUCCACACUAAUCACAACCAUACCGUAUUAAGUAUCCCUGACGAGAGCCAGCAUAGUCUGCAAACGGACCCAAAAAAUUUGGUCGAGUACUUCAAGUUCAGAAGGGGCAGAGACUCUCCUGAUGAUGCAAGAAACGCUCUGUUAGUUGUGGCAGUACUAGUGGCUACAGCAACCUAUGAAACUGCACUAAACCCUCCAGGUGGUCUUUGGCCGGACACAAACUUAAGCAAGAAUGGUACUGAGCCACUACAGGGAUACAACCUAGCUUACUUCUUCAUAGGAGCAGUUUACAACUCCAUCGGGUUUUCGGUUUCUCUUUACAUAAUCAAUAUCCUCACAACCAAUUUCCCUUUGCGGUUGGAGCUCCAAGUUUGUAUCGGAGGAAUGUACGCUACGUACAUCAAUGCAUUGGUCGCUAUUUCUCCUGAUUUGAUACAGUCGUACGUAUUGUUUGUACUUGUGUUUGUGCUUGUGCCACUUCUGCCUAUGGUGGUACUACUUGCCGUCAGGCUUAUCAUCAGGCUUACACAACCUCUGCGAAAUCGGCUGUGGACCUUCGGUUUUCUGUCCUAA